AAACACUAGGAAGCCACACAUUUUUGAGACGUUUUGCAAAUGUAGAAUGAGAAAACUAUUGAAGUGAUCUUCGAAAAGCUGUAACUAGAAGACAGAGAAAGUCUGCUACUGAAAAUGUAUGAACUGAAGCGGAAAUAAUAAAACCAGCAAAAUAUCCCGGAAGGCGGAAGCGGAGAAGCGGAAGUCUAAAAUACUUUACGUUUACAGCAUUAUGUACCGAUUUUGGACGAGUUUAUCACGAGCCAAGCAACCAGGUGUGGCAGAGGUAGAGGAAGGCGCAACUGCUACGAGCAGCAAUGUAGACCUCCACGACCAAGAGGCCGCUACCGGUUUUACGGAGCUGCAGGAGGUUUAUGACGAAGUGCCAUCCGCACCAGACGAGCAGGACUCAGAGUCAACAUCUUCAUCAGAAGAUGAGGAGCACUUCACCAGUGUGGACGACGGCGAGCAGAGUAUAAUAUCUUCCGCCCACAGCAAUCCCUUCGUGGACAUACCAUCGGCGAUACCUCCUGCUUCGCCUGGAAAAAAUGAAAAACGAGCAGAUGGUAGUGGUACAGCGGCACGAGGUGGAGGACAUCAACAAGCGAAGACAUCUUCGUCUUCGUCUUCGAGUUCGUACUUUUUUUUUGGCGGGUCCCAACCGGUCAUAAAGGAAGAGGCGGAGUCUGUGAUAGAAGCGACGCCGGUCGAUGAAAAUAAAGCUUUUUCGAAAAGUCCAGACGCAGCAGUUUUGGCAGACCAUGGCAUGAAGCUGAUACCUGUUCUCGACAAUGACUUUUCAACAUCCUCAUCGUCGAGUCACUUGAGAAGAGGCCAGCCGCCCGGGCCACCAGCACCUGCUAAUUUCGAGCUGCGCCGCACGACCUCAAGCUCGAGCAGGAGAAGCCACGGGGACGGAAAUAAUCUGGUGGAUGACGUCGACACUGGCGACGUCGUCCCUCCAGUAGAGCGGCGGAAGUCGAGCGCGUCGAAAUUGCACGAGCUCCUUUCGCCUGUGUUGCCAAAAACGUCGUUGCUUUCGAGGGCGAGCAGCAGCAGCACGCGGAAUGCCACCACUAGUACUAGAAACGGGUGCUCAGGGCGGAAACAGAAGGCAGAACAUCAAAGCGCAACAUCGCCGCAAAAGUUCUCUCCACGAAUCGCAGGAGCUACAAGUGGUAGUGCGUCCUCAUCCAGCACCAGCAGGCCCUCCGCCGCUAGGAAUACUGAGGGGUUUCGCGACCACGGUAAAAUCGACGAGAAAAUAAGCUGCAACCAGCCACAAGACUUCGCCGAUGACACCACUUCGGCGGGAUCGACAGCGACAUUGUCGAAGAAAACCGUCUCGAAGGACUCCUCUGCUAGUCACAACAGCAAUGCGACAACAAGCUCCUCCGAGGGGGAUCUUGGGCCGGGAAAACUUCUGUCUUGCUCCUCGUGGAAGGAAGUCAGUCGGGGGGUGAAAAUAGCCUGCGCCGUCGCAGUUUCAGGCGAUCUAGGUACUGGUGCUGUUUGGCCGCGUUUUGAGAUUCUGUGAAACAGCAAACUGAAAGCAUACCCUUCUUGCAGACGGCGCGAGCGCAGCUAGAUCCACUCUUUACGCGGAGGAGGAACAACGUCCAAUCAACUUUGAUGACGAUGAUGAUGAUAUGUUUGAUCAUGCUUCAAGCACAGCGCGAUGAAUUUGAUAACAGGCGCCACCGUCCAGGAGUACGGCGUUCAAGUCUCCCUGAUUGCGAUUAUCACCCUGUCCGCGGUGGUGUCCGUGCAGAUCCUGCGCAACCUCGCAACGUUUUGGAAAAUCUACCAGGAGCCGGGGUUUCAGGCUAUCGUGUUUUGCCUGUAUUUGGGUGUCUACCUGAUGACCAGUUUCUGCGUGCAGACCUACUUCUUUCUGCUGUACGAGGUGUUCCACGGCAUCUACCUGAUUCUGACCACAUUUGCGGCGGAGUCGGGGGAGCUGGCGCUCAGCUUCUUUCCGGUGAGCUACGUGCUGGUCGUGCUCGCGUGGCUGCUCAUCGUGCCGGGACUGCUGCCAGGUAUACUUGAAUUGGAUGAGAUGAAGCAAGAGGACGACACAGGUUUGUACUUGUAGUCAUGUGUCAGCUGCAUGUCGUUCAUGCGCAUGCCUCUUUGGCUCCUUCGAAUGUGAGGAAAUCCAAACCCACUCACCCGACUCGUCAGGUACUCUCGUUGUGGUUCUGAUCCUGGCGUUUGUCGUUGCCAUGUGGGCCAUGUGGGUCUUCCAAGCCGCAUGCACGUCGGUGAUGAAGCUGGAGCGCAAGUACGAGGCCUUCCAGAAGCGCCGGAAUCGAGCUGCGGCCGCGAAUGCAGCGAAGUCAUGACGAGUCGCUUUGUAGCCCUACUUGUACUUUCUACUUCUGGUCACAGCGACCUGCGGGACGAGAUAGAAAUGCUGAGCAGACUCACUGCAUGUUGCGUCGAUUCGCGCUCCUUGAGCUGCUUUGGCUGUGCUGAAGAAACAUGUACAUGGAUAUUUUCCGGCCCUCGGGCGUUUUCGCUUCGUACUGCGAAAAGAUUUUUGCUGAGUGGCGUUUACAAAUGUUACAACGUAUAUCAUGGAUGUGUGAGGACCUAGGAUGAAACAUUUGCUUCUGGAUGUAGGAGUCCUGCCUCUGAUCCUCGAUCAUACCCCUGUCCGUACUAAUGAACAUCAGACCGGAAGAACCGCCGUAGCAUAUCGCAUGGAUGACAAUCAUGCUGAAGAU
Amoebophrya sp. A120 is the source of this 2708-nucleotide messenger RNA. The record is from the annotation of a GenBank genome assembly. Lineage: Eukaryota; Dinophyceae; Syndiniales; Amoebophryaceae.